Myotis myotis is the source of this 4726-nucleotide messenger RNA. It is a transcript of the gene CUNH4orf50, whose product is annotated as chromosome unknown C4orf50 homolog. Lineage: Eukaryota; Metazoa; Chordata; Mammalia; Chiroptera; Vespertilionidae. The coding region runs from base 219 to 4154 and encodes 1311 amino acids. The record is from RefSeq and is a predicted model, not a curated record. The transcript has 12 exons.
ACUGUCCAGACGUCGCUUCCAAGGUCCCUGCCAGGGACAGGCCCGGUUCCAAGAGCCGUUCUUCUCAGGGAACCUCAGCGCUCUGGCAGCCAAGCCCUGGCGCCCAGGGGACAUUUUCCUGCACAAUCUGGAGGCGCUGCACCCGCCUCGCAAUCUCCAGAAAGUCAGUGUUGCAAACGCACUCGACGGCGCGAACCGCAGCUGCGCACUAUGCCGGGAUGGAGCCCGAGGCCACCGGGCGCGCCGAGAAGACGUUCAGCUACGUGGUCAGAGCCCCCGGCGGCGACGGGGUGGACGUGAUGAACGUGGACGUGAAGAUCGACACGACCUGGGUCUUCCAGGACGCGGAGGACAGCGGCGAGGAGCCGGGAUGGCGCCCGGAGGGAGCAGCCCUCGGGACCCCCGACCUGGACACGGGGACGCUCCGGAGGCAGCUGGAGUCCUCUGAGCAGAAGCUGCUGGCAGCGGUGGACAAGUACGUGAGGUCGGAGUCUGGGCUCAGGAGCAGAAUCCAGGAGCUGGAGCUGUCGGAGCAGAAGCUCCUGCGGAAGGUGGACCAGCUGAGCGCCCGCGUGUGCCAGGAAAGGAGCGCCUCCCGCCGGGCCCAGGAGCAGCUGGAGGCGCUGCAGGGGGAGCUCGCCUGCCAGGACGCCUGGGGCCGUGUCCAGGACGAGUGGCUGCUCCUGCCCUGGGAGGAGGCGCUGGAGGCCUGCGGACGCCCAGGCUGGCAGACACCUCCCCACCCCGACGGGGCCCCGGGACCACACACCUCCGCAGGCCCGCCCGCCGAGGGGCCCUGCGUCGAGGCUGGACGAGGCCCCUUGGAGCUGGUGCCCGGCCUGGAGACGGCAGCUGGGCUCCUGGGAGAGCUGGUGGCUGCUGACCGUGGACGGCCUGCUCCGGCUGAGCCCGCCCUGCACGGACAGACUCUCCUCCUGCUCUGUGGCUGCCCCUCGGGGCAGAGCGCCGACACCUCCCUCCUCCCCGAGGAGCUGGCCUGGAUCUCCAUGCAGAGGCCAGCAGCCGCCCCGGCCCAGGAGUCCCUCCUCCUGGUGCAGACGUCCGUGCUCCCUCCCUGGGGGCCUGUCGGUGGCCCCGCUGCCCUGCUGCUCCAGGCGGUGUUUCCAGAAGAGCCCCAAAUCCAACAGGGGCUGGACGUCGGGCCCCUGCCUGCUCCCCGAGCCAUGGACCACCCCCCAACAAGGAGCCACGGUGCCCCCCUCUGCUGGGAGGCCCCACAGAUUCCCCACCGCCGCUUUCCUGGGCCAGGGCCAGGCCAUCUGAGCGGCCCUGGGGAGGCGGGGGGAGGAGCCCCGGAGUGGAGAGCGGAGGCGCGGGGGGCGAGGAGGACGCGGGGCAGGAAGGAGGAGGACCUCGGGGACGGGUGCUGGCGGCGGGAAAGCCAGGAGGACCCCAGCUUGGAGGACGGUGCUGGCGCCCUAGGAGGCCUGCAGAACACACGCGGGGCUUCCGGACCCCAGGCCGCCGCCUCCUGCCCUCGGCCCAGGCAGAUCCUCCCUGUGCCUCUUCCGCAGGGGGAGGCCUCCCUGUCCACGGAGGGUCCCUCGUCCCUGGACAGGAGGCGGCGGGCGGAAGGGCACGUGUGGGGCCUCCUGGGAGGGUUCCCAUCGGAGGAGGAGGAGGAGGAAGAGGCCUCCGCAGCCGCCUCCUUCCGGGCUCCCGGUGCCAAAGGGCCGUCUCCACCCGGCGCUCAGCUCCUCCUCCUCGCGGAGGACGGGGCCCCCAGGAGCCCCCAGGGCCACGAGGACAGCGCUGCGUGGACUGCACCUGCCCUGCUGCUGCUGGAGGAACCACCCGGGGAUGGGGGGCCUGGGCAGGAGGAGAAGCCGCUGUGUCUGGAAGGGUCCGGCGUGGGCUCCCAGGAGUGGGAGGAGGAGGGCACCCUCUUCCUGGUGGGAGAGGGUGGUUUGCUGCUGUCCCCCACAUGGGCCUUCCCGCCCGAGGGAGCCCAACCCACCAGGCCCCCCAGGCCCCCACGUGAAGGACAGGGCGGGCCUGCGCUCACGAUAGACGCAUUCGCAGAGGAGAUGGAGGCCUGCUUCCAGCAGCUGGCGGCCCUGCGGCGGGGGAGCGGGGGGCGGGGGCGCGAGGCGUCCCCACUGGCAGGGGUUUUGGAGACGUGUCCUGCGAGGGAAGCAGGCCCCAAGGAGAGUUGUGAAGACGUUAGGCCGGGAGAGACCGAGGCCCUGGGAACCGGCCAAGUUCUCCCAGGGGUGGGGCCUGAUUUGGGGGAUCUGUGCCCCGGCCCAGGGGGGCCCUCGGAGCUGGGCCAGAGCCCCCGUCCGCCGCCAAGAGCCCUGGAGAGAGCCAGGAGGCGGCUUCGUCAGCUCGUCUCCGGACUGAAGGAGGAGAGAAGCCGAGUUUUACACGACAACGUCCGGCUUCAGCGAGACCAAGAGAGAUGCCAUCGAAAGAUCCGGGCCCUCCGGACGCAGAGCGAGCGGCAGGCGAGCAAAGUGUCGGGGCUCGAGCGGGAGCGGGGCGACAUCUCCCGCCUGCGGAGGGAGCUGGACCAGUACCUGCAGCUCAUCGCCGACCUGGAAGACUGCAACGCGAGGAGCUACCGCAAGAUCUCCGAGCUGGAGGCGGAGAACGAAAGCCUGCGCCGGGGUCUGGGCCGGCUGCAGACGGCCGUGUCCGCGGACGCCCGGCGCUGCCGCGGCCUCAUGCAGGGCGCCGUCCAGGAGAACCGGGAGCUCAAGGCGCUGAUCUCGGAGCUCGGGCUGGGCUACAGAGAGCUGGUCAAGGACGUGGUGCUGGGAAUAGAGGACAUGAUCGGGGCCCUUCGCGGGGAGAACGCGCACCUUCUGCGCAGGAUCCGGGUCCUGGAGAGGGAGGUCGCCCUGGGGGUGAGCUCAGAGGCGGGGCAUCUGGGGGGAGCAGAGCAGCGCCCCCAGGGAGAAAGCCAGGAGGCGGUGGACAAGGUGGGGGCUGUGGACAAGGUGGGGACUGUAGAAAGGGCGGUGCAGGUGAGUCCGCCGUCAGAGCCGCUGACUGCGGGAGUCCACGGGCCGCCCUGGGAGGAGGACCCGGGUCUUCCCGGAGAGAGGAUGGGCCCUUCCUUGGGCACAGAGGGUCCCAGGUGCGGAGCCAGGGCGGCCACUCCGUCGCCGGCCGGGAGAAGGGCUGAUGUGUCCGGUGCCCUGCGAGGAGACGUCCACGGGACGGGAGUGAAAGAGGCACAGCUGGGGAGAGAGGAGGAAGGACCACGGCAUUCUGCAGCCCCAGGGCCGGCGCUCAGGCCCCUGGGCAGCGGCCACCAGCCCCAGGACGCCGAGGCCGAAGCCGAGACCCCGGAGGACGACCUCAGGCUGCGCGUCCGGCGGCUCCGCCACCAGGUGCUGACCCUGCAGUGCCAGCUCAGGGACCAGGCGUCCGCGGGCCGGCAGCUGCAGGCGGCCCGCGACCAGGCCCUCCGUCGCCGGGACCAGCUCCAGGGCCAGGUGGACGAACUUCAGAUAAAGCAACAUGAGGCAGUCUUGGCUGUGACCCCUUUGAAGGCCAAGCUGGCCUCCCUGGUCCAGAAGUGCCGGGACAGGAACCACCUGCUCACGCGCCUGCUGCGGGAGCUGUGCCGCCACGGGCCGGCCGAUCGCCUGCUCUGCCAGACGGUGCGCAGCAUGGUGGACGACGUGGCGCUGGCCGAGUACACAGCCACCUUCCUGGCUCCCGGGGCCCCAGAGACCAGCCGCCACCCGGCCCUGGAGCAGGAGACGUUGGCGGCUGUGACAGCUCAAAACUCUCUCCUGAACCCUGAAGUGGACAGCGCCCUCCCAAGACCGUGGCGUCCUGAGCCCUGGCCCGUGACUGAGGCGGAGUGGCCAGCACUGACAGCGCGACUGGAUCCUCUGGAGCCUCCCCAGCCUCCGGGGCCGACGCCUGAUCCUGGACCUCGCCCGGCCGUGACCAAUGAGGCACCGGGACUCCCAGCGCAGCGUCUGCAGGAGAGAGGCGGGGUGUCCUGCGCUGCCCCCCAGGCCGCCGCCCCCCCGCCCUCUGAGCUGCGGAGCCCCGCCCGGAUCCUGGCCUUCCACCGGGAGCUCGGCCGGAGUGUCCGCGGCUGCCCCCGGGUCACCGAGUCUCCGCUGGAGCUGGAGCCCUCGCCGCCACUCCGGCCGCCCCGCGGGCUGUGAGUGUGGGAUGCGGAGCCCUCCCAGGCACCGUGAGAGAUCGCAGCCUCGGAGCCUGGCUCGGCGGCCAGUGGUCCUGCCUGGGCAGCCUGUGGUGGUUGUCAGAGCUCAAGGGGACCCCCUGACGGGCCUUGCAAAUUCGGAGCAGCUUGGCUUUGGCCAACGCGGGGCAGCAAAAGGGGUGCUGACUGGACCCAAACCCACCCAGUGACUGGCCCGGGGCCUCAGUCUGGGCCUGACUCUGUCCCCCCCGGAGGCAGACUUGGCAAUGUCCGGAGACGUUUGUGUUGUCACAACCAGGAAGCUGCUCCUGGCAUCUAAUGGGAAGAAGCCAAAGAUGCUGCUGAGUAUCCCACAAUGCACGGCGGCCCCCGGACAGAGCAGCCUCUCCCGCGUGUCGGCAGAGCUGGGCCAGGAGGCCCCGGGCUGGUCUCACGGCGCCUAACACCGUCCGCCCUGAGGACUUUUUGUUACUUUCCUGCCCCUGGGACCUCUCCCCCAGAUUGCAAGAGAUUUUUGUCUACCAGAUGAAAGGCUUGAUUGAAGUAAUUCUAUAUUUUACAUUUUAAAACAAU